UCUGAAGUUUACAGUUAAAUAGAAAAACGAAGUGAAAAUUCAAAUGAAUUGUAAAUAGAAUAUAUAAUGUCAACAUAUAGUCAAUCAUUCGCAUCGCCAACAUCGGAGGCCGACUACGUUCGCAUAGACGCUGGCCAGGGAGGAGGAGAAGCUGCUCCCAAGGCCAAGGAGAAGCAAUCGAACGACAGCAAUGCCAGCCAUGUCGGGAUUGCCAUUGAGGUGAGAAAGGAAAGGCCAGCGCCAGAGUAUUAUUACGGCGCGCAGAAGGUGUAUCGUGAACGAAAAUUUCGACGCAGACACGCAGAUACGGACACGAGCGAGGAUCCAAGCGAUACGAACGAUGCGCCCAUCUAUCCGGAGGAUCGACCGCCAGCUCGUGUUGCCGUCAGCAAAGCGGAUCCCGACAACGACAACCUGAUGAUCUACAUAAUACUCGGCUAUAUAACGGGCAUAGUCCUGGUGCUCUUUUGGCAUUUGCUGCACCAUCGCCGGGAGAGCGCGGAGCUGAAUCUCAGAUGGUUCUUGAUCGUGCUGCUGGGCCUGUUGCUGCUGAUCAUCUUCUACAGCCACUCGACCAGAUGCGUCGGCAUCUUGGCCCUGACGCUCAUGUGCAGCUACAAGGGCCGGGCGCUGCUCGUCGCCUUCGCCUUCAUCCUGGCCACCUUGGGCCCCGUCACGAACAUUAUGCGCAACAUUGAGAUCGUGGCACAAAGCCUUUCGUGUGGCCAGACGCUGCUCCGGAAUGCGCUGACGCCCAUGCACGAGAUCAUGGGCGAACCCGUCUACGUAGUGGAGCAGGCGGUCUACACAUGCCUCAGCCAGGUGCGCAAGCUAAUGGAGCGCUUGGAUGCGGUCUUCCAUCGCCAGGAGGUCGCCAUUGUCCAACUGCAUGCUGGCUAUAAGGGCUGCGAUCAGUGGCUUAUACUCGAGCAGACUUUCUUCGACAACCAAAUGGGCUCGCCCCACGAUCGGUGCUUGGGCGCGAGCACGAUCGGCGUGCAGGAUUGCAUGGUGAAGUUUGCGAAAAACCAAUCGAUUUGUGAUCUGAAAGGGCGCUUUGCAUGGUUCUGUGAAAAUCUUAAGGACUUGCCCAGCUUCUUUGAUAUCCAUUUGAAGGAGCAGGAGCAGAUUGUCGAUCAGGUGUUCGGAAGACCGCUGGAGAUCUUUGCCAGGAUCAGGGCCCACUUCGAGGUGAGCAUUACGUUCGAUCACAGCGCCGCGCCCAGCAAGGAACGUGGCGCAUUGCUCAGCGAUCUGGAUCAGAGGAUCGCCAUGGAGCUUGAACGAGAAACGAAACAUUUGCUGCUCACAUACAUCUGGCUGGAUCUGGUGAUAAUUACCCUGCUUAUUUUAAUAUUCGUGCGCGCGAUAUACUUUCGCAUGAGCUACCUGGGUAGCGACAAUUAUCGCAAUUUCUACUUGACCAAGGAGUUCUAUGCCUACAACAAGAUACAGCUGAUCAACUAUGCCAACAAUGCUCUGCCCCUGCGUUCCGCGGAGCGCAACACAUACGUCAAGCUUAGCUCGUUCCGCCUCGUUUCCCGUGAGCUGCUCUAUGUGAAGCGUUCUCUGGUUUUCCUGAUCAUCAUCAGCCUGCAGCUGUUCAUCAUCUGCUUUGUGGACUAUAGCAUCUUCUGGAUGCUGGCCAUCAUGUCCUUUCAUUCGCACAAAACGGCCGAGCUGCAGCCACCGGCUUAUACGAAGAUUGUGAUUAGGGGCGGCGGCCUGAUCGGUGACAUUUUGCGUGGUCUGGUGCAUGCCUUUGAGCCCUUGUCCAAGAAUCUGAUCGUGGACAUCCAACAUUGCCUGCCGCUGCCCAGGCCGCCGAAGUUUUUGCGCUACUGGGAGAUCAUGAUGCUGUGCAUCCUGGCCUGGUGCCUGCUCUUCUGGGAGCCUUACGGCAGACGUCUGCGCCACAAGAUCAUGGCCAGCAUGUAUCCACACAAUGCCAGUGUGCGUGCCGCCUACUUGCAUCGUUGCCUGCUGCUAAACAGAGAUAACUUUAUAAAGAUCGCCAGACGCAAAGCGCGUUCGCUGAAUUAUUAUUAUAGCGAAAACUCCGUAUCCAAAUACCUUGGAAUUUAUCGUGGUAAAUUAUAUAAGGUAUCCUGCGGCUAUUCGGGCACCUACAAGGGCAAGUACUGCAUUAUAUGCAUUGCAAGGCUGACCAGAUCGGAUUAUGUAAAAUGUAAUACGACGGGCUGCAGGGGUGUGUACUGUACGUCAUGCUACUUGGAAUCGAAUAGCCAUUGCAUUUUGUGCAGCUUUCGGCCCAAUUACGGCGAUUUCAGUGAUAUUACAGAUAUUGGGGAUUCAUCUGAUGAGCCGGAAAGCGCAUCGUUUCGUCCAGAUAACAUAUAUUGCGCCCCAAGCAAUAAUCAAAAUAAUCGACAAAAGUCUGCAUAGACUUGUGAAUUUUUGGAAAAUGGAAUCAUUUAUCCUCCUAGGAGGCUUAUAAUAAUAUUAACAGCAUAUGAUUAAAGCUUGUGCUGACUGCGUUCUUUAAGGUUUGUUUAUUGAUCGUUUUCUUUUGCAUGUUUCAGUUCGUGCUUGAAUUAUACAAUAUCGUGCGUGGAAUAAAGAC
Molecule: messenger RNA, 2584 nt
Organism: Drosophila novamexicana
Lineage: Eukaryota; Metazoa; Arthropoda; Insecta; Diptera; Drosophilidae
Product: DC-STAMP domain-containing protein 2-like
Exons: 10
Coding region: 67-2406 (779 amino acids)
Cellular component (GO): membrane
Source: RefSeq, a predicted model, not a curated record